Messenger RNA from Neopsephotus bourkii (Bourke's parrot), 2815 nucleotides. RefSeq names its product 5-hydroxytryptamine receptor 4 (gene HTR4). Gene Ontology annotation, cellular component: plasma membrane. The coding region runs from base 150 to 1247 and encodes 365 amino acids. The transcript is spliced from 8 exons. Gene Ontology annotation, biological process: regulation of appetite; adenylate cyclase-activating adrenergic receptor signaling pathway; chemical synaptic transmission. Lineage: Eukaryota; Metazoa; Chordata; Aves; Psittaciformes; Psittacidae. Gene Ontology annotation, molecular function: G protein-coupled serotonin receptor activity. The record is from RefSeq and is a predicted model, not a curated record.
CCGAGCCCAGCCCGGCUCCGUCCUGUCCCGCCGCCGUGAUGAGGAGCCGCGCCUGGGGAGCCGCGCCGUGCCACUCACCGUGGCUCGGCCAUGGACGAGGUCUCUUCUAUGGACAUUGAACUCCCAGCUACCUAUGCCUACUGCCUGUGAUGGAAGAACUUGAUGUUAAUGUGAGUUCGAGUGAGGGCUUUGGCGUAGCGGAGAAGAUCGUGCUGCUCACCUUCAUCUCCGCCGUUAUACUGAUGGCUAUCCUGGGGAACCUGCUGGUGAUGGUGGCCGUGUGCCGGGACAGGCAGCUCAGGAAAAUCAAGACCAAUUAUUUCAUUGUUUCCCUUGCCUUUGCGGACCUGCUGGUGUCAGUGCUGGUGAUGCCAUUUGGAGCCAUUGAGUUGGUUCAGGACAACUGGAUCUAUGGGGAGAUGUUCUGCCUGGUCCGGACAUCCCUCGAUGUCCUGCUCACCACAGCAUCAAUCCUGCACCUCUGCUGUAUUUCACUGGACAGGUACUAUGCUAUCUGCUGCCAGCCUCUGGUUUACAGGAACAAGAUGACUCCAUUGCGCAUUGCUGUAAUGCUUGGAGGGUGCUGGGUAAUCCCGACAUUUAUUUCUUUCCUCCCUAUCAUGCAAGGCUGGAAUAGCAUUGGCAUCAUUGAUCUGAUUCAGCAAAGGCAGUUCAACAAGGCUUCCAACUCCACCUACUGCAUAUUCAUGGUCAACAAGCCAUACGCCAUUACCUGCUCCGUGGUGGCCUUCUACAUUCCCUUCCUCCUGAUGGUGCUGGCCUACUACCGCAUCUACAUCACAGCCAGGGAGCACGCCCGGCAGAUCCGGGUGCUGCAGCGUGCAGGGGCCCCCACCGACGGCCGGCAGCACCACCCGGACCAGCACAGCACGCACCGCAUGAAGACUGAGACCAAAGCUGCCAAGACCCUGUGCAUCAUCAUGGGGUGCUUCUGCCUGUGCUGGGCCCCGUUCUUUGUCACAAACAUAGUGGACCCUUUCAUAAACUACACGGUGCCAGGGAAGCUGUGGACGGCUUUCCUGUGGCUGGGCUACAUCAAUUCGGGGUUGAACCCUUUCCUCUACGCCUUCCUGAACAAGUCUUUCAGACGUGCCUUCCUCAUCAUCCUGUGCUGUGGUGAUGAGCGAUACCGAAGGCCUUCCAUCUUGGGGCAGACAGUCCCGUGUUCCACCACCACAAUAAAUGGAUCGACUCAUGUACUAAGGGUAAACAGCUGGAAUUGCUGAGCUAACUGCCAGAGGCUUCAGACUGACACUUUGUGCCACAUGAGACCCUGGGACACCUUAAUGACUUCUUUUUAGCUUAAUGCAUCUUUGUACCAAAUGGCAUCUCCUGCUAAAUUGCUGAUCUUGCACAACUGUUUUCUGACUACUGCAGAAGAGGAAGAAGAAGAAAGGUACACUGUUUUACAUAACGGGCAUCAUCAGGAACAUGAGAAGCUUCCCAUCCACAAUGACCCUGAAUCCCAAGAGUCCUGUUUCUAGUCACAUCCUAGAUGAGGAAUAGCUCAGCUGAGGGGACAGAUUCCUUUAGGAUAACCAAAGGAUUUACAGACAGCAGGACCUUAUGAAAACUUACUCAUCUGCAUUGUCAUGGUGCCUCCACCCCUGACUUCACAUGAAUGUCCAGCUGCGUGUAGGUAGAUUGAUGGGGGCAUGGGAAGGUACAUGAACAGAAUGGCUGAGGAGGCUUUCCUGUAUCUGCAAGGACAGCUGGGCUAUAAGACUGUCUCAGAGCCUUACUCCAGGAGUGAGCUGAUAUCCGUCAAUGUAAGGAAACAACACAAAUACAAACCACCCAGUGCAUGGACAUGGACUUCCGUUAUUCCUUUCCAGCUGCCAUCCGUGCACAAGCCAUUUCUGUUCUGUGAUAUGACCUAAAAGAUUGCAAGUUCUGGAUAAAGCCCUAACAUAAUGUGAGACCAAAUGCCCACUUUAUCUGUGCAAGAUCCUGCCCAGCGGUGACUGGAUACUGUCAGGAGAGAAACAGCACUAUGUUUUCUUUAGCAAAGUAAGAGGAAAUGUUUGCCCUUUGAUUACAGUUACUGGUAAAAGGUCAGCAUGAGCUGCUGAUUCACCCUACCCUUCAGAGCUUUCUUUGUAAAUGCUUUAUUGUGUUUCCUGGCCAAAUUCUUCGGUAGAAGACUCAUUGAGCAUAAAUAGUGCCUGACAAGCUGCAGUGGGACCUACAGGAUAUUUCACUGCUAACAGAAGGUCCUGCAAGCACUAUCUCAAUCCAGCCCAGCUGCUAAAAGACAGCAGCCAUCCUCUGCCUUUCAGAGGCCAAUGGAAGCAAUGUGGCCCACAAAGCCAGUGCUGUCCUCAUCUGAGCAGAUUUUGGGCAUUCUUACCAAGAAGAAAGGUUGGCCAAGAGACAGAGUCAGUCUGUAAUAGAUCACCAAGUGCCAUCUUGAAAGUUACACCAUCUAAAAAGCUACAUUAGGAAGACAGACUUCUAUUUACAUUUUCCAUUUUAUUUUUCUAUUUGUUUCUGUUCUCUUCCAGUUGAAGCAAGAAGUUUCAAGACUUUCAAAUAUCCUCAUAUGCACACCUCUGUUUGCAAAGAUCUCAGUCCUUAGCUGCUUCCUGCAUGUAGAUGUUGCUAUGUUCCUUGUGAGCUGCUUCCACCUUUGCAUGGAAAGGGUAGGCAAUGCUGUAGACUUUGCAACUUUGGGAAGAUGAUUUUCAUGCAGGGAAGUAUGCAGGAUGAAGACUACGAGCCUCUACCCUUUAUAGAUGAAGAUCUAACCCAGAGAUGCCACUCUGGGCCUAGCAAAUAAAAUUGUACUUUGUUA